AUGGAAAUGGAGGAGGAACAGGAUAAGAAGAAAGCCAGCACAGGGCCCUUCAAUCCUCUGGACUACACGGCCUCGUUGGGGUACCAGACACACCGACGUGCCGGACGAAACUCGUGGUCGAAAGAGGACGACGAGAAGCUGCGACGGCUGAUAAACGACGCCGUCGUCGCUAUGGGAUACAUCAACGGCAUCGAUGAUGUGAGGGACACGAAAACCUCUUUGAAAGUGUCGAAAGAGAUCCCCUGGGAUAGUUUGGCCUCAUUUUUCAAUCAACGGGGACGCACGGGGAAGGAUCUCCGGAAGAGAUGGAGUGGGUCGCUCGACCCGAACGUGAAAAAGGGCCGCUGGAAACCAGAGGAGGACAAGCUGCUGCUACAACUCUAUGAAAAGUACGGCCCACAUUGGAUGGCUGUCUCAAUGGAGAUUGCAAGCAGGACAGAGGACCAGUGUGCGAAGAGAUACACGGAGGUACUCGGGCCGUCGUCGAAGGGCAGGCUGAGAGAGUGGGCAGAGGCGGAGGAUCUGCUGUUGAUCAGCAAAGUGAAGAAGUACGGGACCAAAUGGAGGAAAAUCUCCUCAGAGAUGGAGUCCAGACCAAGCUUGACCUGCAGGAAUCGAUGGAGAAAGAUAGUCACGAUGAUAGCCCGCGAACAGGCGUCCGAAGUUAUCACGAAGGCUGUGAAGGAGAAUCAGGCAGUCAAGCUAGGCCCCGCAGAAGAGGAAGAGAUCCGGUGUAACAAAACUGAUAGGAAAGCGGGUAAGAGGAAACGACCAGUUGAAGAACGGUUGGAACCAAAUAGGGUUUCAUUAGGUUCAGGCGAGGAAGAGGAAGAGGAAGAGGAAGCAGGAGAAGAGAUUGAUGAAGCUGAGGAUGACGACGACGACGGUAGUUCAUCAGAUAAUGGCUGCUCCGCGGCAUCCAACCAACCGUUAGAAUCACAGGGAAAUCUGCAGUACCCUCACGCUACAGACCAUGCGCUGCGGGACACCCACAACGAACAAUAUUCUCUGGGACUCAGAAAUCAGCACAGGAAAAAAACGGCACCGUCCUCUACACAAACGGAAUGGAAAUUCGUGCUUAAGGACGGGAAGAGCUUAUCCAUUUCUAACGGGACCAUUAGCAAUACACAAUUAGUAAAAGAGUUGGUAGAGCAGGCUAGAAAAUACGAUCUGAAAGUAUCCAUCCAUCAGCAUAUUCACCAUCACUACGGAUCACAGUUGAGGAGACCUAACGAGUUCGACUCGCAAAACGCACCUUUGAGAUCCAUGUCCUCCAACUACGUCCAUCAAUUUCACAGAAGCACGACACCACCAGUCCCCACGUCUUUGUCGUCAACCAACAUAUCAGCUUUGAACACGGAUGUGUUUGAUGGGCUCGUCAAUCAAACCAACACAAUAAAUGAGAACCAGAACGGAGAUGAAGAGGACAGAAAGACACCGUACGAAUCAAGAGAAAACGAUUUCCUCUCCAAAACUCCCAACUUUAACAAUCUAGGACUCGAAUUGUCACCCGCUAUCACUGGCCACCUUCACAAUCACUCUCAUGAUAUGGGUCAUUUAGAAAAUAACGGAUUGAACGGCAACCUAAUCCAUGAUUCCAACAAGACGAAUCCACAUCCAAACUCAAAGUCACUUUUUUACCCAAACGAUGGUACACCGUCAUCCUCGACAAACAUUAUAGCACCCACGUUGCGGUCGAACCAUACGACAGGCUCGAGCUCUACAGGUUCCUAUAGCACCCCAGGCAGCGAACUCCCGGAUGUUGGUCCCAAUCGUAGCGCACACUUCAACUAUCUGCCGCCUACGAUACGACCCCAGCUGGAUUCUUCAGACAACACGCGUUCAGCUGAUUUGAGUAAGCUUUUGAAUCCAACACCUGGGCAACCUUCCCCACAAGGAAGAAGGAGUAAAAAACGACGGAGGACGAGAGCCAAAGGGUUAGGGUCUGAACCUAAUUCUUCGAACUCGACAAACACGAACACCCCUUUAAGCACGGUCCACACACCACACACAACGAACGACCACCCUGUACCACAAACAUCUCCAGGGACAAUGGGUUCUACUGUGUCCUCCGCAGAGGACGGUGUAGACUUUUGGGAAACGCUGAGUUCGUUAGCUAACAAUAAGAACAUACACAGACAUCAGCAUCAUCACAGUGGCGAUGAUAGAGCGACUGGGUUGGGCGUGGAGCAAGUAGCCGAGAGUCCGAACUACGAGCUAUUUACCUCUUUACUUGGUAAGGCUGGCCCGCGACACGAGGACCAUACUUAUAAGGAAACGGAUGAUGGUAAGCACAGUGACACAAACGAUAGCAUCGAUCCUUUGUUGCCCUUGAAUCCAAGUUAA
This is a messenger RNA of Huiozyma naganishii CBS 8797, 2346 nucleotides long. RefSeq names its product Bas1p (gene BAS1). The transcript has a single exon. The coding region runs from base 1 to 2346 and encodes 781 amino acids. NCBI's taxonomy places the organism in Eukaryota, Fungi, Ascomycota, Saccharomycetes, Saccharomycetales, Saccharomycetaceae. The record is from RefSeq and is a predicted model, not a curated record.